Molecule: messenger RNA, 1242 nt
Organism: Rhizoctonia solani
Lineage: Eukaryota; Fungi; Basidiomycota; Agaricomycetes; Cantharellales; Ceratobasidiaceae
Exons: 4
Coding region: 1-1242 (413 amino acids)
Source: RefSeq, a predicted model, not a curated record
AUGGCUUUACCCCUGGUUCGACUCAAUGCAUGCGUUAGAACACCUGCGUUUAUAAACGUUAAUAAUUCCACUCAAACUGUCCCGGACUGCGUUUAUCGUGGCACUUCUGAAGGAUACUCAGCUGCCACACAGGAUAAAGUCUCUCACACCACCGGGCUCCAAGCAAUUGAGCGAUUGCGCAAGCGACUUGAUGCUAUUGACGAGCACACUCGGGAGAUCCGCAGUGCUCGACACAUCUUGUUGAGGAGAGAGCAACUACUGGUCCAAGAGCGUGACGAGCUUGUGGAAUGUCUUAAUUCCAUUGAAGUAGCAUUUUUAACAAAGAUCCCUGCUUACCCCAAUAGUAGUCUGCGACCGGUCGUCCCUCAUGAUGAUGUGACCAGUUCAAUCCGGUGCAAGUUCAAACUCCCAAAUAACAAACGUCGGGCCAUCUCAGACUCGUCGGAUCGACCUACAGUCCGCAAAAGCCCUUUCCACUCGGACGACCGAGUGAACAAUAUGGGUGUCUCAAACUUCGCUCCACUUGCUUCACUUGAAACCGAACCUACUCUAAUCAUGGAAUGUCCUUCUCACUUACUCGAACCGUCAAAAUCACUUCCUAGACCGCCACCCUCACCCGUGUCCUUUGCGAAAACCUCAGGCUCUUCAUCAUGGUCCCCAAGGAUGACUCGAGGAGUCACCAGGUUUUCGCCUGGAAGUAGUACUCCGCGCAUUGGUCGUAGCCGUAGCUCUAGCCCUUUGACCCAGAUGUUUCCACCCCCCGUCCGCCCUAGCCCUAAAACUCCCGUUCCUACCACGGGAUACAAUCCCCCUGUUGCACAUACCAACUCCGCGGAGACCCGCCAUUCGCUGGUACCCGAGUCCAACCUUCAGCCGGAGUCGACACAUCAAGAUGAUAACCCGGACUACCCCUCAACUCGACUCUCUGGACCGCAGAAAGGGUCUAUACCAAUCUAUUUAAUGCUCAAUAGCUCUUCCUCUGGUUGGAGUCUGACACACAUGGGCCCAGAACGCACACCUUCUCCUCUAAUGAGUACUCCUAGUUUCUGCCAGACCGAAGAACUCGAUUUACAGACAAAAUGCGAGGAGCUUAAAAAACUAGCAGAAUCGAAGGAUCAGGACACCAGGGAAAUAUACGAGAAGGCGUCUUGUAAUUUGGAUGGGCCCGCAUCCAGAACGAGGGCUCGUGUGAGUGGGGCUGGGGCUGGGGCUUGCAUGAACAAGGGAAAGAUGCGCGCAUGA